AUGCAUGAUCGUAUCGAAGAAAUGGGUAUGAAUAUUGUUCGUCGUUUGCACCCUCAUGAGCCUCAAAGGCAUAACAGAUUAUGGGUUAAAAAAGAAGUAGAAUAUAUCUUGGUUAAUGAGUUGGGUACCGAAGCAACACUAAGUAUAAGACUACAGUAUACGGAACUCCAUCCAUCUAUAAUUAUGAAAGGUCUUACAAAGAUGAAGAAGCUUAGAUAUCUUUACAUUAGUGGGAGAGAUUGUUUUAUUGAAAGAUUUAUAGCAUAUAAGCCUGUUAAAAUUGGAAUGGGUUGCAGCAACAUCUCUCAAAAGGAAGGGGGAGAAAGAAAGGUUCUUAAUGAGCUCAAAUUUCUUAACAUUAAGCAUACAGAGUUCAGAAUCUUUGACCUUGGGUUGACUCCAGAUCUCGAGAGGUUAGAUCUAUCAGGAUGUUAUGACUUUGAAGAACCCCAUGUACCUGUUGAAAGUCUCAAGCUCAAGUCCCUUGUCCUCCAUAGUUCUAUAUUGAGUAAACUUGACCUUCGGCUAAUUACUCCACAACUCGAGACAUUAAAUCUUGAAGGUUGUAACAACAUUGAAGAACUCCACAUGCCCGUUGAAUGUCCCAAGCUAAAGUCCUUUGUCCUGAAUCAUUCUAAGUUGAGUAAACUUGACCUAGGCCAGACUCCAUAA
This is a messenger RNA of Helianthus annuus (common sunflower), 672 nucleotides long. RefSeq names its product disease resistance protein RPV1-like. The transcript has 3 exons. Gene Ontology annotation, biological process: defense response. The coding region runs from base 1 to 672 and encodes 223 amino acids. Lineage: Eukaryota; Viridiplantae; Streptophyta; Magnoliopsida; Asterales; Asteraceae. The record is from RefSeq and is a predicted model, not a curated record.